Phaedon cochleariae (mustard beetle) is the source of this 267-nucleotide messenger RNA. Lineage: Eukaryota; Metazoa; Arthropoda; Insecta; Coleoptera; Chrysomelidae. The record is from the annotation of a GenBank genome assembly.
AUGCACAGAACAGGUCCUCAUAUCAAAAAGAGGCCACAACGUGAAUCCUUGGAUGGCAUUUCUUUCAUGAAAGGGGUUGCAUUGAGAACGCUCAUCAAGAAACCAAAGAGACCGAACUCGGCCAACAGAAAAAGCGUCUUGGUUAGAUUAUCGAAUGGAAAAGAGAUGGUGGCGUAUAUACCAGGAAUAGGUCACAAUCUGCAGGAACACAAAAUUAUCCUGUGUAGGGUAGGAAGAGAGUACAAGACUGUCCUGGUGUCAAAAUAA